Triticum turgidum subsp. durum (durum wheat) is the source of this 669-nucleotide messenger RNA. Lineage: Eukaryota; Viridiplantae; Streptophyta; Magnoliopsida; Poales; Poaceae. The record is from the annotation of a GenBank genome assembly.
AUGGCGGGCGAGAAGGGGCUGGUGCUGCUGGACUUCUGGGUGAGCCCGUUCGGGCAGCGCGUGCGCAUCGCGCUGGCCGAGAAGGGCCUGCCCUACGAGUACGCGGAGGAGGACCUGAUGGCCGGCAAGAGCGACCGCCUCCUCCGCGCCAACCCGGUGCAUAAGAAGAUCCCGGUGCUCCUCCACGACGGCCGUGCCGUCAACGAGUCCCUCAUCAUCCUCCAGUACCUGGAGGAGGCCUUCCCGGACGCGCCCGCUCUGCUCCCCUCCGACCCCUACGCGCGCGCGCAGGCCCGCUUCUGGGCCGACUACGUCGACAAGAAGGUCUACGACUGCGGCUCCCGCCUCUGGAAGCUCAAGGGCGAGCCGCAGGCGCAGGCGCGCGCCGAGAUGCUGGACAUCCUCAAGACCCUCGACGGCGCGCUCGGGGACAAGCCCUUCUUCGGCGGUGAGAAAUUCGGGUUCGUCGACGCCGCCUUCGCGCCCUUCACCGCCUGGUUCCACAGCUACGAGAGGUACGGCGAGUUCAGCCUGCCGGAGGUGGCGCCCAAGAUCGCCGCGUGGGCCAAGCGCUGCGGCGAGCGGGAGAGCGUCGCCAAGAGCCUCUACUCGCCGGACAAGGUCUACGACUUCAUCGGCCUGCUCAAGAAGAAGUACGGCAUCGAGUAG